Molecule: messenger RNA, 1632 nt
Organism: Galeopterus variegatus (Sunda flying lemur)
Lineage: Eukaryota; Metazoa; Chordata; Mammalia; Dermoptera; Cynocephalidae
Product: mitogen-activated protein kinase kinase kinase 15
Exons: 15
Biological process (GO): MAPK cascade; protein phosphorylation; cellular response to stress
Molecular function (GO): ATP binding; MAP kinase kinase kinase activity
Source: RefSeq, a predicted model, not a curated record
AUGUUGCUGUGGUGGACAUGAGUGAUGUCUCCAGACAGCCUUCCCUCUUCUACCAUCUUGGAGUCCGUGAAAGCUUUGACAUGGCCAAUAAUGUGAUCCUGUACCACGACACCGAUGCCGACACUGCUCUUUCAUUGAAGGAUAUGGUAACUCAAAAAAACACAGCAUCUAGUGGAAAUUAUUAUUUCAUCCCCUACAUUGUGACUCCGUGCACGGAUUAUUUUUGCUGUGAGAGUGACGCCCAGAGGCGAGCCUCGGAGUACAUGCAGCCCAACUGGGACACACUCCUGGGCCCACUGUGCGAGCCCCUGGUGGACAGGUUCAUCAGCCUCCUCAAGGACAUCCACGUGACCUCAUGUGCUUAUUACAAAGAAACCUUGUUAAAUGACAUCCGGAAAGCCAGAGAGAAAUACCAGGGCGAUGAACUGGCGAAGGAGCUGGCUCGGAUCAAACUCCGCAUGGACAAUACGGAGGUUCUGACCUCAGACAUCAUCAUUAAUUUACUCUUCUCCUACCGUGAUAUCCAGGACUAUGAUGCGAUGGUGAAGCUGGUUGAAACACUGGAGAUGCUGCCUACGUGUGAUUUGGCCGAUCAGCAUAAUAUUAAAUUCCACUAUGCAUUUGCACUGAAUCGGUACUUGCGAUCAUUAGUUCAGAACUUGUUAUUAAUUCGGUGCUUCAAGAAAACCAUUAUUGAACAUUCACCCAGGCAAGAACGGCUUAACUUCUGGUUAGAUAUAAUUUUUGAGGCAACAAGUGAAGUUACUAAUGGACUCAGAUUUCCAGUUCUGGUGAUAGAGCCAACCAAAAUCUACCAGCCUUCCUAUGUGUCUAUAAACAGUGAAGCAGAGGAGAGGACAGUUUCUUUAUUGCAUGUCCCCCCCACGGAAAUGAAACAAAUCCACGAAUGGAAUUUUACAGCCUCUUCUAUUAAGGGAAUAAGCUUAUCCAAGUUUGAUGAACGGUGUUGUUUUCUGUAUGUCCAUGAUAAUUCUGAUGACUUUCAAAUCUACUUUUCCACCGAAGACCAGUGUAGUAGGUUUUGCUCUUUGGUCAGAGAGAUGAUAACCAAUGCAGUGGGCAGUGCAGUGGAGCUGGAGGGAGAGACCGAUGGAGACACCCUAGAGUAUGAGUAUGACCAUGAUGCAAAUGGCGAGAGAGUUGUGUUGGGGAAAGGCACGUACGGGAUUGUGUAUGCCGGCUGGGACCUGAGCAAUCAAGUGCGAAUAGCCAUCGAAGAAGUCCCUGAGAGAGAGAUAGCAGGCGAAUACUCUCAGCCUCUGCACGAGGAGAUAGCCCUGCACAAGCACCUCAAGCACCGCAAUAUUGUGCGGUACCUGGGUUCUGUCUCGGAGGACGGCUACAUUAAGAUAUUUAUGGAGCAGGUGCCUGGAGGAAGCCUUUCUGCCCAUUUGCGAUCCAAAUGGGGGCCGAUGAAGGAACCCACUAUCAAGUUUUAUACCAAACAGAUCCUGGAAGGCCUUGAGUAUCUCCAUGAAAACCAGAUAGUGCACAGAGACAUAAAGGGUGAUAAUGUUCUGGUAAACACCUACAGUGGCGUGGUGAAAAUCUCCGAUUUUGGAACCUCUAAACAUCUUGCAGGAGUGAAUCCUUGCACAGAGACUUUUGCAG